This is a messenger RNA of Paramuricea clavata, 285 nucleotides long. Lineage: Eukaryota; Metazoa; Cnidaria; Anthozoa; Malacalcyonacea; Plexauridae. The record is from the annotation of a GenBank genome assembly.
GCAACAGAUAUGUGGGAUAAAAUUCAAAAUCGGGGGGCACUCCCAGAUAGUGGGAGGAAGGUAGCAAGGGUAAUUAUGUUGAGGUGGAGAAUCAUGUUGAGGAAGAAUGAGAGCACUCCAGAAGAAGUUACAACGACAACACUAACAUGCUUGGUAUUACAUAAUAUUUGCAUUGCAAAGGGAGAUGCCAUUCUUGCUACACUGGAUGUUACUUUUAACCAAACCACCAAUGCAAGGAAAUCCGGUGAAGAAAUUCGAGAUGAACUCCACAUGACGGAAGUGUAG